Sycon ciliatum is the source of this 1447-nucleotide messenger RNA. RefSeq names its product transcriptional regulator protein Pur-beta-like. Lineage: Eukaryota; Metazoa; Porifera; Calcarea; Leucosolenida; Sycettidae. Gene Ontology annotation, molecular function: RNA polymerase II transcription regulatory region sequence-specific DNA binding; DNA-binding transcription factor activity, RNA polymerase II-specific; purine-rich negative regulatory element binding. Gene Ontology annotation, biological process: regulation of transcription by RNA polymerase II. The coding region runs from base 75 to 899 and encodes 274 amino acids. Gene Ontology annotation, cellular component: nucleus. The transcript has 6 exons. The record is from RefSeq and is a predicted model, not a curated record.
CUUAGUGCGCAUGCACCCCGUUAGCUUCGUCGCCAGAGAAGGAACAGCAGUAGGACCAGGCAGGAAAAGUGAGGAUGAUGCGCCAAGGAGGUAGAGGUGGCCGACGUGGUCGGGGAGGACGUGGCGGCCGAGGACGGGGUGGCCAAAAUUAUAGGCAACGCAGGGAUAACUCUGAAGGAGAAGACAGCCGCCCACAACAAAGUCCUGAUGAAAUGCUGGGGAGCAAAUUCCUAGAACUUGACAAUAAGAACUUGCAAGUCGAAAUUAAAGAGAACCACCGCGGAAAGUUCUUGAAGGUGUCCGAAGUCGCCGAGGCUGGUGCUCAGCCCGGUCGUAACAGAGUGACAUUAGGAAUUGCUUCAGCCUCGGAAUUUUUAACCCAGCUGGACACCUUCGCUACCUACGCACAGUCUGAAGAGGCCACGGAGGAGGGAAACGAGGAAAAGGCAUUCAAAAGCUCCACCAUGGUGAAAGAUGCGAAGCGUUAUUAUUUUGAUUUCAAGGAAAAUCAGCGCGGCAGAUAUCUCCGCAUCACGCAGACCACAAUGGGCGGCCGCAAGCAGAUUGCUCUUCCGCACACUGGCAUCGUCCAAUUGCAUGAAGCCGUGGACGAACUCGUCAAGAAGUUCGUCAGUGAUGCAGAUGGCGCACCGGAAUCCCAGCUACCAACUACACGCGAGGUCCGCAUGCAGCCCAAGCGAUUUUAUUUCGACGUGGGCAACAACAACCGCGGAGUUUACCUCCGUGUGACCGAGACUAUCAACAACUACCAGCGGCCAAGUUCUGUGGUGACGAUUCCACACGGCGCUUGGAGGGAAGUGCGUGAUGUCCUCAUAGACUUCUGUGACCAGCUUCCCUACCAAGCUGAGGAAGAGGGCGACACAGAGACCACUGCGUAGGUCUGUUGGUUUGUUUAGGUGUUUUUUAUCUUCCGUCCUGAUCCUGCUGUUGUUAGCAGAAACAUGGGUGUGUGAUUGGCCAGGCGUGUUCCUUUUUUCUUUUUCUCAUUUGAGUAUUCUUCUCUUCAAACCUGCUCUGAACCUCUGUUCUCUCUUUCUUGUCUUGACCCGGAACCCCGGUACCAUGUCAGGCUUACUUGAACAUGCCACGUCCAUCGCCCUGUGCCUCUUUGUUUGCGGCGCUUUGACCCCCUCUGGGUCAUGGAGUUUGGCAUUCUCCCCUUUUUUCCAUCUCGCUCUUUCUUUUCUCAUUUCCUCUUUUUUUUUAACCCUCUGAUAGUAGUGUGCGUGUGUGUGUGUGUGUGCUGUCUCGAGCAAGUGUUGAGAACGCAUGCGCUCCGCUUCAAUUCUGUUUUGACAUCAACAGGCUUAUUUUUUUCUUUUCAAGCCUUCAAGCUUUCCCUGCGCAUUACUUAGUUUUGAUUGAUUGGGUUAACAGUUACUGCUGUUGACCGUUAUCCGAUCCGGCGAAGAAGUCUCGUACUAGA